Molecule: messenger RNA, 954 nt
Organism: Colletotrichum graminicola M1.001
Lineage: Eukaryota; Fungi; Ascomycota; Sordariomycetes; Glomerellales; Glomerellaceae
Product: short chain dehydrogenase
Exons: 5
Coding region: 1-954 (317 amino acids)
Biological process (GO): sphingolipid biosynthetic process
Cellular component (GO): endoplasmic reticulum membrane
Molecular function (GO): 3-dehydrosphinganine reductase activity
Source: RefSeq, a predicted model, not a curated record
AUGCAGGACUUCACUGACAAGGUCAUCUUCAUUGCAGGGGGCUCCAGCGGACUCGGCAAAUCUAUUGCAGAGGUUCUGGCGGCACGUGGGGCACAUGUCACGAUAUUUGGCCGCAGGCCAGAUGUGUUGCAGGCGACCAGGACGGAGCUCUUGAAGCUUGCAACCAGUCCGGUGCAGGAGAUCAACGCCGUUACUCUGGAUUUAAUGAACGCAGCGCAAGUCAAUGAGGCCUUCCGAGAGCAGCCGCGACUUCCUGACGCACUGUACUGCGUUGCCGGUGGUUGCGUCUCGCAGCUGGGCUUCUUCACCGACCUCACAAGCCAGCAGCUGGAGCAAUGCAUGCAGAACAACUACCUUACGAGCGUGUUUCCAGCUCAUUCCAUCCUCAAACUUUGGAUAGAACAGGACGAGACGAAGCCCUCGAAAGAAGGGCGGAAAACCCGACAGCUCAUUUUCAUCAGCAGCGCCUCUGCACUCUGCAACGUCCCGGGCUACAUCGCCUACGCAGCCCCCAAGUGCGCCCAACGAUCGUUGGCAGACACACUCCGGCAGGAGGCCGCAAUCUACUCGACACCUACAUGCCAGUACAAGGUGCACUGCGCCUUUCCAAACACAUUCAUGACAGAGGCUUUCAUAGACGAGCAGAAGACGAAGCCUGAGCUCACAAAGCGCAUCGAGUCGUCCGACGGGCCCCUCGAGAAGCUGCAGUCCAAGAUCCCCUCCGCCGAGUUUAUUGCAGAGUACAUUGUCAAGAGGGUCACCAAGGGCGAUUUUGCCGUCGUCAGUGACUUCGACACCGAGGUCCUCUGGAGUAAUAUGCUCGGCUCGUCGCCAAAGAGAGGGUUUGGCUUUGUCGACUCCAUGUUGGGUCUGCUUUCCGGCUUCCUCGUCUGGCCUGUGCUAAGGUACACCUGGACACGAAUGUGCACCCAAGUUCAGAAAAAGGACACCUGA